AUGUCGUUGAACAUGUUGCCCGACGAACGCGAGAGGAUACCAUCGAUCCCUUCUCAUUUCGACUAUAUUGCUAGGAAUUCCGCAGCGUUCAUCAAUAGUACCGUGGUUGGUGAAAGCUCUGCAGCUCCUCUUAGAAGAGCAUGGAAUGACAAUGGAGUGCUACCCGAGAAACGUCAGAAUGGAGGCCUACCAACAGCUGCAGAUCUAUUCGUCCCUUCUUUACCAGGUAUACCCAAUCUCGCUUCUCAUCCUACACAUCCUCUGAAUCUCUAUGCUGGUGAGAUCCCUUCCUAUCCUGGUGAAGGUAAAGGCGGCGGUGAUGGAGAUACUGGUAAAGAUGCCAAGCUCUUCUUUAUGAUGGCGAAAGCACGUAGGUCUGCAGGCAAAGAAAGAGUACUCUUUUGGUUCAAUGGGGGCCCAGGAUGUUCAUCAUUCGACGGAUCAUUGAUGGAGGUAGGACCGUUCAGGACAGUUCCUGCGUCGGAAUCAGAAUCAGGACAAGUAGAAGUAAAACUGGUAGAAGGCGGUUGGGAGGAAUACGCAAAUGUUGUUUUUAUCGACCAACCUCCGGGUACUGGGUUCUCUUAUGUGCCUACCAACGGGUAUCUGCAUGAACUGGAUCAGGGCUCAGCACAUCUCAUCCAAUUCUUGCAGAAUUUUUACAAGAUCUUCCCGGAAUUGAAAGGUGUUGAUGCAUAUCUUGCUGGAGAAUCGUUCGCCGGUCAAUACAUUCCUUAUUUUGCCGACGGAAUUCUAAAGUCACCUGAAAUGGGAGAUUUCCCUUUGAAGGGAAUUGCUAUAGGUAACGGAUGGAUAGAUCCGAUACAGCAAUAUCCUGGAUAUGUGGAUUUUGCGUAUGAGAAAGGGUUGAUCAAGCAUGGCACACCGGAAGCGGAAAAGAUGGAUUCGGCGUUGAAGAAUUGUCAAGACUCGAUGACAAAAUACACAGAUCCGUUUAAGACGCCAUCAAACAUAGAUCAUUGUGGUGAAGUGAUGGACUCAGUGACUGAUGCCUAUAUCCAAGAACUGAACGGGAAGAAAGUCUGUAUGAACGUAUACGACGUCAGACUGGUAGACGAUUGGCCUGCGUGUGGUAUGAACUGGCCACCAGAUUUAUCGGACGUUUAUACCUUCUUACGACGCAAAGACGUCAUUGAAGCGUUACAUGCCAGAGAAAAGGAGACUGCAUGGGUCGAAUGUGAUGGCAAAGUCUCAGCCGAACUACACCUCAGAAAUUCACCCGCUGCAGGAGCCCUGAUCCCCGGUAUACUAGAAAAAGGUGUCCCGGUCUUGAUGUUUGCUGGAAUGGAAGAUUUGAUAUGUAAUUACAAAGGUGUGGAGAACAUCGUGAAUAACCUAGUUUGGGAGGGUCAGCAAGGUAUAGGCAAUGCUACGGAACAAAAAUGGUAUCUUAACGAUACUCAAGUUGGAACAUGGCAAUCUGCCAGAGGUAUGCAAUUUGCAAAGAUCUUUGACUCAUCUCAUAUGGUCGGCUUUGAUGUACCUCACGUCACAAAUGAUAUGAUUAUGCGGUUCAUGGAUGUUGAUCUAUCACUUCUGCCAGGAUUGGCGGCUCAAUCGAGUUCCCGUCUAGGAGAUAGCGAACGAGUAGUGAUUGGUCUCGGUGCUACCGCAGCAGCUGGAAUGCCGCUUUUGAAAGGUGGAGCAACGGAUUGGGAUGCGUGGUACAAUAUAAUCUCUGCAAUUUUGAUGCUUCUCAUUUUGCUCUCCAUCGUAGCUCUGUAUUUCUACUUUAGACGCAGAGGUUCUUUGAGAAGGUCAAGGAUUGGCUUGGGUAUGCCAAGAGAAGAUGGAGAUGGAGAUGAGAGAAUUCCAUUAGGUUCAGAGAGGGUCGAGAUGGAUGACAUUGAACGUGCGGAAAGAUAUAAUGAGGAAUAUUUAGAUGGCGAUAGUGAAAACAGGAAGAGAAAGGGAAAAGGUAAAGAGAGAUUUGACGACGAUGCAAGAGGUCAAACUGUUUUUGCUUUGGGUGAUGAAGAUGAUGAUCGAUGA
This is a messenger RNA of Kwoniella shivajii, 2013 nucleotides long. RefSeq lists its product as uncharacterized. The transcript has 17 exons. Gene Ontology annotation, molecular function: serine-type carboxypeptidase activity. NCBI's taxonomy places the organism in Eukaryota, Fungi, Basidiomycota, Tremellomycetes, Tremellales, Cryptococcaceae. Gene Ontology annotation, cellular component: trans-Golgi network. The record is from RefSeq and is a predicted model, not a curated record. Bases 1 to 2013 code for a protein of 670 amino acids. Gene Ontology annotation, biological process: proteolysis; apoptotic process.